AAACCUCUACUAGCAUUCCUAAUCUUAAAGCUAAAUUCUGGGCCUUUAUGGAAAACAAUCAAGUAUCAUAUAUUAAGUCAAGAAUCAAUAGAGACACAAACCAACCACUUAAGGGGCUGCAUUACACUAUCGAUCCAAGUAAAAUGCUCACAAAAUGCCAAUGCUAUAAUAGUGGGGUGCAUAUCAUUGUACUCACAAGUGAAGCCAUGUCUCUUUGGACCUUUUCAAAAAACAAUAAACACUAUUUAACCAAUGCUCCUGAAAAAAUAAUAGAACAGCUACAAGCACACCCUGAAGUCAACGCUACCUCUACUGUUAUGAUCGGCAACAACCUACCUGACAAAGAUACCUUUCAGCUAAAUGAGAAUAUGAUAGAAGAUAUUAAGCAAUUGAUAUCAAAUAUUUGUCCCUUCCCAAUAAUAGACCUAAUAACAAAAGAUGAACUAGACUUCUAG
Acaulospora morrowiae is the source of this 455-nucleotide messenger RNA. NCBI's taxonomy places the organism in Eukaryota, Fungi, Glomeromycota, Glomeromycetes, Diversisporales, Acaulosporaceae. The record is from the annotation of a GenBank genome assembly.